Chondrus crispus (carragheen) is the source of this 510-nucleotide messenger RNA. RefSeq lists its product as hypothetical. NCBI's taxonomy places the organism in Eukaryota, Rhodophyta, Florideophyceae, Gigartinales, Gigartinaceae. The coding region runs from base 1 to 510 and encodes 169 amino acids. Gene Ontology annotation, cellular component: nucleoplasm; cytoplasm. Gene Ontology annotation, molecular function: ubiquitin protein ligase activity. The record is from RefSeq and is a predicted model, not a curated record. The transcript has a single exon. Gene Ontology annotation, biological process: protein ubiquitination; ubiquitin-dependent protein catabolic process; positive regulation of DNA-templated transcription.
AUGGAUCUCUACUACCAAGAGCACGACGUGCGUCCGAACGAGCGCGACACUGCCUCGACUCAAACCUCAACGUCGACUGUGAUGCUACGCUUGGCCCUUCUCGUGGCGCGUAUGUCAGAAGCCACGGGCCCGGAACAUGAGCGCCUCGCCGCGGCGGUGGACCACCUGCUCGCGCAGGUCUCCGACACAGACCCGUCGAUGCCCGGCAAACCGCCCGCCUCGGCCGAGUCGAUCCGCACUCUCCCUGUCGUCAACAUGCGCCCCGGUCCCUCGGGCCCGUCCUCCUGUCCCAUAUGCACGGAGGAGUACGAAUUCAACGAGCCUGCAAAGCGUCUACCGUGCGGGCACACCUUCCACGCCGACUGCGUUGUACCGUGGCUGCGCAGCCACUGCACCUGCCCGCUAUGCCGUGCUGAGCUCCCCACGGAUGACCUUGCGUACAUGCAGCGCAAGCGGCUCGAAAAGCGCCGCGAGGCCGUGUCGCAACUGCAGCACCACAUGCUCAACUAG